Molecule: messenger RNA, 3982 nt
Organism: Chlamydomonas reinhardtii
Lineage: Eukaryota; Viridiplantae; Chlorophyta; Chlorophyceae; Chlamydomonadales; Chlamydomonadaceae
Exons: 31
Coding region: 202-3852 (1216 amino acids)
Cellular component (GO): plasma membrane
Molecular function (GO): calcium-activated cation channel activity
Source: RefSeq, a predicted model, not a curated record
GAUGUUGAUUGAAACUCCUUCCAGAUCGCGUCCACGGUUGGAAGCCAAGGCAGCGGCACCUCCUUCACUCUUGGAGGAAUAGGCAGUAAUUAGUUCACCAGUAAUAGAAUGGCUGCGACAGGUGCCUCAGUAUUGAGUUCGUUUCUGCUGAACCUUGCACUAUGCGGUUUGUUUUUUGCCGUUUUCGAGCUCCUGAGGCGUAUGCCAUGGUCUUCGCGGUUUUUCUCCCCAAGAAGAUACGCAGCGGACCUGGAGCUCAAGCCUGCCAGGUUGACGCAUGGGCUCUUCAGCUGGGUCUGGCCAGUGUUGCGGUACAAGGAGCGUGAUAUCAUCGACGAGGCGGGGUUGGACUGCGCCAUUUACCUCCGUAUCAUGAAGUACGGCACCUACCUGUUUGUGGGGCUGUCCCUGUGGUGCCUGGUAGCAGUGCUACCCGUCAACCUGACUGGGGGCGCCAUUGAUGCGCUUAUGGCUGGGCAGGCCACCAAUGGCUCGUCCCCUUCCAACAGCUCCAGCGGCGGCUCGCAAUACAAGUUCACGGAUUUUGACAAGUACUCGCUAUCCAACGUGGAGGCGGGCAGUCCCAAGAUGUGGGUGCACCUGGUGUCCAUGUACGUGGUGGCGAUAUUCACGAUGGCGCUCCUGUCCCGCUUCAACCGGGAGUCGGUGCUGCUGCGCCUGAUGUUCCUGGGUAACGCCAAACGCGGCGGCCCCAGUCACACCGUGCUGGUCACGAACAUCCCUGCGGUCCGCGAGGUGGUGGCGAAGGCGUUGGGGCAGCAGCGGCGUGAGGACAAGGCGCGCCGCAAGGCCGCGCGCCGCGGCGGCCUGGGCGGCAGCGCAGCCGGCUCUGCAGCGGCCUCCAGCGGGGCCGUUGGCGGAGGCAGCAGCCACACGCCCACCACCGCGCUGAUCUCCGAGGAUCCGGAUGACGACGUGGAUACUGCUGAGGGCGAUGACAUGGACAUGGACAGCAGGGAUGCGCCGGAUGGCCGUGGCGGGGGUGGAGGCAGCAGCAGCGGCGGUCGGUUAGAAGAGCUGCAGUCGGAGCAGCAGCAGCCACAGGACGGCAGUCCAGUCAGCCCCGCCCUGCCCGGGAAGACCGGAGCGGGCAGCGGCGGCUGGGGCGGUGGCGGCGGCGGGUGGAGGGGCAGCGGUGGGCCUGUGGCUGAGAGCGACGAGGGUGGCAGUCGCCGCGCGGACGCUGUACAGCCGCUGCUGCGGGAGGCUCCUUCAUCCCGGCGAGCCAAUGGCUGGCUGGCAGCGACACCAGCAGCAGCGGCAGCUGCAACGCCGGCAGGGCCCUCGCAUUACAACGCACAGGCUGACCCCGUGCAACACCUCACGCCGGAGGGCGGCGGCGACAGCCGGCUGGUGCCCGGCGACGGGCAACACCAGCAGCAGCACCAGCAACAGCAGCAUUUGCGGCCGCCGCGCUCGGGCUCGGCAGCAGGCGGGGCUAACGGAGCCGGCGGCAGCAACGGAGCCGCAGACACGUGGAGGCAAGAGCCGCAGCCGCAGCCGGCGCAGCUGCACCAGCAGCUUCAGGGCCAGCCGGACCACCAGCAGGAACAGCAGCAGCAGCCUAGCAGCAGCGGCCAGCGAACCAGGGACCGCUAUAACUAUAAUCUACAUGACAAAUCCCUGGAUCCAGAGUGGCUGGCAAAGGAGAAGCUGCUGGCGGGUACGAGCCCCUCGGAUCUUGUACGGCAGGAGUUUGAGAUGGUGUACACACACGCCAGUGUGGCGGCCGUGAACAUGGUCAAGGACACAUCCACUUUGGAGCCCCUGACCGACGAGUACAUCAAGCUGAUGGAGAAGCUGGAGGACUACCUGGACAUGCUGCAGCUGCGGCUCAAGCUGCGGCAGGCCACACAGCACCAGCAGGUGUGGGUGCUUGGGGCGCUGUACGGCGAGUGGGGGCGGCAGCAGCUGGGCAGCCGGUGGCUCAAAAAGGUGGACGCCGUGGAGUGGUGGACGGCGCGGUUGGAGUACCUGCGGGAGCGGAUUAAGGAGAAGCAGGCCAAGGCGCAGCGCAAGGCCGCGCCCUCCGCCUUCGUGACCUUCAACACGCGCAUGUCCCAGGCCGUGGCCUCCAGCGCCCUGCACGCGCACGACGUGGACAUGUGGGUGGUGCGGGGCGCCCCCGCACCCUUCGAGGUGGUGUGGAGGAACCUGGGCAUGGGCGUGCAGGAGCGGGACACACGCCGCCUGCUGCUGUGGGGAGCCUUCUGGCUGAUGACUCUGUUCUACAUGGUCCCAGUCGCGGCCAUCCAGGCGCUGAUCGAGGUGCCCAAGCUGGCCAGUGUGCCGGUGCUGGGUGACAUCGUGACGGCGCCCGUGGUGCGUCAGCUCGUGGAGGCCAUGCUGCCAGGUCUGGUGCUUCAGAUCUUCCUGGCUCUGGUCCCUUUCAUCCUGCGCAUCAUGGUCCUUCAGUCCGGGGCCUACUCCCUGUCGGAGGUGGACUUUGGCGUCGUCAAGCGCUUCUUCCUGUUCCAGGUGGUGGUGGUGUUCUUCGGCAACAUCAUCGCCGGCUCCUUCUUCAACCAGCUGCGGCAAUGGCUGGACGAGCCCGGAAGUGUGGUGCCCAUCCUGGGGAAAGCCAUCCCACAGACCGCUACCUUCUUCAUCACCUACCUCUUUGUGGCCGGUCUCUUUGUCAAGUCGCUGGCGUUCCUGCGCCUGCCGGGCUUUGUGAUCUUCUGGCUGCUGUCCAAGUUCGCGGGCAGCCCCCGCGCGCGGCAGCGGCUGUGGAUGUACCAGUACACAGACAGCGGCACCACGGUCGUGGACCACGGCAUGACCGUGCUGCUGGGACUGGUGUUCUGCUGCAUCAACCCCAUCGUGUGCCCCGCGGCCCUGGCGUACUUCCUUGUGACGGGGCUCAGCGAGCGCUACAACACCAUCUACGUCUUCAGGCGUCACUACGAGAGCGCCGGCAAGCUUUGGGGCACGGUUUUCAACCAAGUGAUGGUGGGGCUGUACAUCAUGCAGCUGACCAUGCUGGGCCUGUUGGGCGUCAAGAAGUUCGAAUGGACGCCGCUGGCGAUCCCGCUGCUGCUCGGCACCGCCCUCUUCCACCUCGACACGCUGCGUCGAUACAGCCGUCCAUGGAACGUGACGUCACUGCAUGACGCUGCGGACCUGGAUUCCUGGGAGGCCCAGCACCAGCAACCGCCGCAACCGCAACAACAGCAACCGGCACAGCCGCAACACCAGCAACAACCGCAACAACAACAACUGCCGGCAUCUGCGUCUGCAGCGGAGGAGGGACGCGCGCUGCUGCUGCAUUCCGGGCCAGUUGAGAUUCCAGCCAUGUCACAUGACGAGGCGCGCCUAGUCAAGGACACGUACAAGAACCCCUGCUUCAAGGUGGACCUGCAGCGACUGGACGAGCUGAAGGCGCUUGCGACUGACCUGCGGCCGCGGCUGGAUCUACUGAACGCCUGGGUGGCGGACCUGAAGAGGGCGGGGCUGGACGUGGCGGAUGUGGCGGCGGCGGCAGGCGCGGGAGCAGGAGCAGGAGCGGGAGGAGCGCGGGGGCCGGAGGGGGAGAACGGCAAGGGGCCGGGCGCUCAGGGCCAGCAGCGGGGUGAGCAGGGGGAGGGCGGCAGCGGCGCUGUGGAGAUGAUGGAAAGUGGCGGAGGCGCUGGCGCUGGCGGCACAGCAGCAGGAGGGGCAGGAGCUGGGGGUGGGGCGGACGUUGACGGAGGUGGUGGGGGUGGAGGCGGGCUGGCGACUGGAGCGCAGCUGAUGGCUGCCGGCGUGCCUGCCGGCAUCACCGCCUACGACGACCGCCCAGACAUAGACGCCGAGUCCAGCCGCACGCCGAGCAGCAGCGACGCGGUGUGAGCGAGCGUGUUGACGAGUUGAGUUGCGCGGCAGUGCGACAUGAAAGUGGCGGUUGGAGGCUGAGCGGGGGGGGGGGGGGGGGAGCUGCGGGAGCGAUGCCCGAUGCGGAGGGUUGUAAUUUUCAGCGCCC